This is a messenger RNA of Macrosteles quadrilineatus (aster leafhopper), 551 nucleotides long. It is a transcript of the gene ksh, whose product is annotated as protein kish-A. NCBI's taxonomy places the organism in Eukaryota, Metazoa, Arthropoda, Insecta, Hemiptera, Cicadellidae. The coding region runs from base 264 to 482 and encodes 72 amino acids. The record is from RefSeq and is a predicted model, not a curated record. The transcript is spliced from 3 exons. Gene Ontology annotation, biological process: intracellular transport; protein secretion.
UACACGAUGAUGUCUGCUGUCUGCUAUGUGAGACUGAUGACGACAUAAAUAAAACAACAAAACUAAACAAAAUAAAUACCUAAUUAAUUGUACAAUGUUAUUCAGUCUGUGGCUCAUUUUUUGAAUAUUUUCUAACUAACUUUCUUCCAAGUGACUAACAGUAAUUCAGUUUUUCAACUGGUUUAGAUUUUUCCAAUUGUGAGAACUCAGUUGCUUAUCCACAUUACCUGUUGUAAAAUCAUCACCAAAGUUUGGUUACAAUAAUGUCGGCCAUAUUCAAUUUCCAGAGUCUACUGACUGUUAUACUCCUACUAAUCUGCACUUGUGCUUACAUCAGAAAUUUAUUUCCAAGUCUUCUCGAUCGAAACAAAGUUGGACUGUUGGGGACAUUUUGGAAGUGUGCCAGGAUCGGAGAGCGCAAGAGUCCUUACGUUGCUGUGUUCUGUGUCAUCAUGGCGACAAGUGUUCUCCUUAAAUCUUGACAUGCCUAGUCAAGACUAAUUCUUCUUACUUUUGUAUACAAUUUGUAAAUAAACCGUUUCUAAUUACAA